CUUCCUUCCGGUUUGGGCAUAAACAUUCGAUCGCCAUAUUGGUGACAUUGUUAAUAGAGGAAUAGCCUUCGAAAUCAACAAUCAUCUGCAUUACCUAUGUAGAAGUAUUGAAUUUACUGGUAUUUUUGAAGGACUAAGAGUACAGUCAAUUUACCCUUCAAGGAAUUUUUGUGUGGUUUUCGAAGAUGAGCUUCCUUUUUGGAAGUCGAAACAACAAAACAUUCAAACCAAAGAAGAACAUCCCCGAAGGAACUCAUCAGUAUGACUUGAUGAAACAUGCGGCGGUUACCCUGGGAAGUGGUAACCUCCGUCUGGCCGUUAUGCUCCCUGAGGGGGAGGACCUCAAUGAGUGGGUGGCAGUCAACACUGUUGACUUCUUCAACCAAAUCAACAUGCUGUAUGGCACAAUCACAGAGUUCUGCUCGGAGGAGUCAUGUUCGGUGAUGUCUGCGGGGCCAAAGUACGAGUACCACUGGGCUGAUGGACAGACCAUCAAGAAGCCUAUCAAGUGCUCGGCCCCCAAGUACAUUGACUACCUCAUGACCUGGGUGCAGGACCAGUUGGACGAUGAAACACUCUUUCCCUCUAAAAUAGGUGUGCCAUUCCCGAAGAACUUCCUGUCCAUUGCCAAAACGAUCCUGAAGCGCCUGUUCCGUGUGUAUGCACAUAUCUACCACCAGCACUUCAAGGAGGUGGUCCAGCUGAGCGAGGAGGCUCACCUCAACACGUCCUUCAAGCACUUCAUCUUCUUUGUGCAGGAGUUCAACCUCAUAGACAGAAAGGAACUAGCGCCUCUACAGGAGCUUAUUGAUAAACUCACCAGCAAGGACCGAUAGAUGCCAAUCCCCAGGAACCUCCUGGCUAAUGUUCUUCAAAGUUUACAGUGAUUCUGCAGAAUCUACAGUCUUCUUGUGACUUGCUAGGGAUGUAACGAUAUGCUUGAGCGAUGACCUGCUAGGGAUGUAACGAUAUGCUUGAGCGAUGACCUGCUAGGGAUGUAACGAUAUGCUUGAGCAACUGCAGGAUUGCAAUGUCCAUGCUGAAUUAUGGGAUGUAAUUUGAUGUUUGAUUCUAAAAGUUUUUUAGAGAUAUAAUAACUGAAAUUUACUGUUUGCACUAAAUGAUAAUGUUCAUCCAUUUGGCAAUUAUGGACUUGAUGCGCAUUAAUAUAGAGGCCUUAUUGUUCCUGCCAUGCUCACAGCAGUAUGAACAACCAUGGCGGUGGAACUCUUGCUGUUAAACAUGAAAAAUUUGUAAUGAUUUUAGGCAAUUAAUCAACUAAUCGUUACACCCAUAAUUUUUAGAAUUGACGUUAGAUUCCAUUGUGGUUUGAGGCUUGUGAUCCAUGAGUAUUUUCAUUAUCGGUGAUAAGGUUUAGACGGACUUCCAGUGUUUUAAUGAUGGAGACCAUGUGGUAAAUGGAAAAGGCAUGUUGUAUGUCCUGCCAAAGUAAUCUGCUUUAAAUGUGUGCAUCUACUGAUGUUGAACAUGAGGACGUGCUCCUAACUAGUCAUACAUGAAAACACCAUAUCAUUAACGUAGUGCUUGUUAGCCUUAGUGAAAUAUUCAUUUGGAAUUGGUAGCCAUCAAAUAUCCAUCAUCCUCUGUCUUCUAUUGUGGUAUCACACUCUAUCUUUUAGGGGACAUCAUAUCCUUUUGUUGAUUGUGACGGACAGGAAGGUAGUAUACGUCUGUAAGAUGACUAUAGAUUCUGCCAAUGACCAACAUGUCACCUUCUGGCCUUCGACAUAUGAAGCACUACCGCGGCAAGUGGUAGAUGGCAACAUGUCACGCCUCACCGACCAACCAUGCAUGCCUUGUUGUUUCACUAUGGAAUUGUGUUGCUAGUCUGCUGUAGCCAGUCAAUAUGGCUGUUACUAUUUUAUGCUUCAUUUUGUUAACUGUUUAUGAGCAGGACUCAGUGUUUGUGGACUGCCCAGUUCAGGCGUGGGGACAUGCUGAUAGGUCACAAAUAGUGAUGUCAGUGUGAAGCUCUGGCAGCGUCUCUGGACCAAAGUGUUUCACAGCUUGUGUGAUUAUUAGAAACCCUGUCAGGGAGUAUGUGAAGCUGAUGGCAUUUUCUGGAGAUGUUCAUUUUACUUUAGAAUGUAGACUUCUUCCUUUUUCACUACUGAAAGAGAGGAAUUUUAAACCCUUUAAAAUAUUUGAAUUGCGCUAGAAAUCAUAUAAAUUGUAGAUGAGACAAAAUGUUGGAAAUGAAGAUCCUGUGAUUUUAGUUGUGAAGAUCUUAAAUCAUGACCAGUAGGAUUCCUGUUAGUUUGCUCUGUGCUGUUGGCGGCACCGUCCUGGGGUUCUUAGAGAAUCGAAAAUGUUCUCGAGAAAACAUGCUAUUAAAAUAUUACUGAAGAUUUUAUCGCUGUGUCAUUACACACAAAGUACUUUGUCCAGGCUGAAACAGAGGAUUCCCUGAUUCCCAGAUGGAGAUAAUGCAGUGUGAGUUGCUAGUAGAUGGUGUCUCCGAUUGACGUGUGUAGGACUGCUCUGUAUUGUGUAAUUUUGGAAGCGGCCACCAUCAUCUAGGUAUGCGAGUAGGAGUGCUGAUGUGUUUCAUGUCCCAUAUACGUUCAGUGUCACCUGGGCCCAUGCCCUUCACUAUAUGCAGUGCCAAUAUUACCUAUAAGCUUGCUUAUCAGCGGUCUCCAAAUAUGAAUAGUAUGUAUUGCAUGUCAAGCCAUCUUGAGACUGACUAACAUUGUUUCUAUCAUCUCUGCUUGGACCACAGACCAAAGUGGGCAUAGCCUGGGUGUUUAUUGUUUGGGUUGAACACCCUAGAAAGUCCCCUGCAAGGGAACAGUGUACAUGCUGCUCCCUUCUAGAUAAUGUGAUUCUACUCUUAAUGGACUUGUGUCUGUGGUCUCCUCUAGAUUACUACGUAUUGCAUUGCCAUCACACAGAGACUUGCUACAGUUUGGUGUUAUAUAUCACACGCCAUCGUGCUACAUAUCGUGUUAUGUAUCCCAGAUCUGCAACAGAUCAUGUGUUAUAUAGCACGGCUGUCCUGCAGAUCAUGUGUUAUAUAUCACACACCAUCAUGCUACAGAUCCUUUUAUGUAUCACAGAUCUGCAACAGAUCAUGUGUUAUAUAUCACACACCAUCAUGCUACAGAUCCUUUUAUGUAUCACAGAUCUGCAACAGAUCAUGUGUUAUAUAUCACACACCAUCGUGCUACAGAUCAUGUUAUGUAUCCCAGAUCUGCAACAGAUCAUGUGUUAUAUAGCACGGCUGUGCUGCAGAUCAUGUGUUAUAUAUCACACACCAUCAUGCUGCAGAUCAUGUGUUAUACAUCACACAGAUUUGCUACAGUUCAUGUGUUAUUUGUCACAACUAUUUGCUGCAAAUCAUGUUAUUUAUCCAGCAGAAUUCCUGAAGAUCAUGUGUUAUAUAUAUCACAUAGAUUUCUUAAAGAUGUGUUAUAUGUCACACAUAGACUUGCAACUAGUCUGGUUUUAUAUAUCAUAUAGACUUGCUACAAAUCCUGUUUAUAUAUCACACAGACUUGCAACAGAUCAUGUGUUAUAUAACAGAUUUGCUAGAGAUCAUGUUAUAUAUCACACAUAGACUUGCUACAGAUCAAGUGUUAAUCUGUGCGUCGCUGAUCUGUUGUCAUGGAGUAAUCAUCUGUGAUAGCACAGACCAGUGAUGUGUACAAGAAAAUUACCUUCUAAGAUGUCUUUCAAAUUCAUUUAUGGCAAUACAUACCCACAAGCUAUAUCUCACCUUUUGAGUGGGAUUGUUAUGGCCUUGUUAGAGUGGUGAAACAUGUGAGGUUGUUGUAGACAAUUUAGAUGGUGAACCUGUUCAUUUUCAAGAACUGUCAAUUUUUAAGGUAAAUUAGAAGUGAUAUAGCUUUGUGAUUUGAUUGACUUGGCAGUUUUGGAUGUGAACAUAGUUACUAGCUAUUGUCGAAAUAAACCUUGCUGUCAUGUUUCAUUUACAUAUUAAGUCUACAUAUUGAGUCUACUGUUUCUUUGUGUCAUGGUUUGGUAUUAGUGUUGACAUAAUAUGUGUGAUAUUCCCCGUAUUGUGGAAACAUCUUUGAGUAGUUUUCUUCCCCUCCUAUUGAGCUUUGGUCAGUCUAGGAUUGGGUUUCUCUCUUUUUUCUUCUUCAAGUUUUAUCAAGACGUUUUCAUUUAUUUUUCACAAGUGCCAUUCAUAUUGUUGAUGUAUGUAGAUUUUGAUGUUAGAUGUCGUUCUGUGUAACUGAUAUGUUGUUUAGUUCCCUGUUAUUACUGGCUGCAUUGUCCUCAGCUCUGUACUGUUAAAGGUGUUGUAUGUAUGUGAGAGGAAUCUCGACUGACCCCCAACCCGUCACGUAUCCACGUCAGCUAGAUGUAACCUAGUGACACUCAUGGAUGAAGCUUUUCAUGGGAAUAUACAUGUACCCUGGUGCUUUACCAUUAGAACCAGCAGACAGUUUGACGUUUUGUCUGUAACAAUAUUAGUAUCCCUCUUAAAGGGUGUUGUCUGCCAAUCUUUUUGAGAUAAAUUACCAGUAAUUCUCCAUGUGAGAUAUGGUACAUAUUGUCCCAUGUGAGAUAUUGUCAGUAAUUCUCCAUGUGAGUGAUAUGGUACAUAUUGUCCCAUGUGAGAUAUUUUCUGUAAUUCUCUAUGUGAGAUAUGGUACAUAUUGUCCCAUGUGAGAUAUUGUCAGUAAUUCUCCAUGUGAGAUAUGGUACAUAUUGUCCCAUGUGAGAUAUUGUCAGUAAUUCUCCGUGUGAGAUAUGGUACAUAUUGUCCCAUGUGAGAUAUUUUCUGUAAUUCUCCGUGUGAGAUAUGGUACAUAUUGUCCCAUGUGAGAUAUUGUCAGUAAUUCUCCGUGUGAGAUAUGGUACAUAUUAUCGCAUGUAAGGUAUUGUGUGUAAUUUGCCAUAAGGCAUGUUCCAUAACCCCCUACAACAGACAUGGUCUAUUUUCCCUGAUGAAAGAGAUUUCUGAAAGCUCUUUGUUCUUGUCUGUAAUACCUUGGAAGCUGUUGUCUGUAAUUCCCUGGAAGCUUUUGUCUAAUUCCCUGGAAGCUAUGUCCUUGUAUGCUUGUUCCCUCCACGAGAGCCCAUGGCAUGUAGACCUUGAAGCUACAAACCAAAUGGCAACAUCACCGCCUCACUAAUGCACUCAAGGGGCCAUCAGUCUUCACUUCAGGGAUGCCUUCUUCACACUUGCUGCUCCAGUUCUUGUAAGCACAGGCUUUAUGAAAUCAAUGUCCCAUAUUUGUAGUAUUUUGUGUUGAGAAAAUCCAGAUUGGAAGAUGAGGUGUUUCUUGUACAAUGUUGCCUAGGGCAUAACAUUAUAAUCAUUCAGCAGUGAUAGAGGGGUUUGCUUCUAAAUCACGAUCCAACUCACUUUGAUCUGGUCCCAGCGCAUCUUCAACAUCCACACGGAAAGGUUUCUCUGACCUCCCAUUUGGUCAUAUCACCAGCCAUCUUGGAAGAUGUUGAGUGUGUACUGGGACAAGGUGGAAGAUAGUUUGACCGGUCGUGUACAGUCAUUGGUAUCUCGAUGUAAGCUAACGCCAGGUGCUCAUCCAGAAAUUCCAUCCCAUAAACUUAUUUAUCUAUCAUUUCUUCAUAAUGAGUUGACAGACUAUCUGCCAUCAUUGUACAUUAUGUACAUAGAAAUUGUAUGUAGCAAAUAUCUUUUGUAUAAAAUAUAUACAAUACUA
This is a messenger RNA of Haliotis rufescens (red abalone), 5681 nucleotides long. RefSeq names its product MOB kinase activator 1B. Gene Ontology annotation, molecular function: protein kinase activator activity. The record is from RefSeq and is a predicted model, not a curated record. Gene Ontology annotation, biological process: positive regulation of protein phosphorylation; hippo signaling. The transcript is spliced from 4 exons. NCBI's taxonomy places the organism in Eukaryota, Metazoa, Mollusca, Gastropoda, Lepetellida, Haliotidae. Bases 186 to 836 code for a protein of 216 amino acids. Gene Ontology annotation, cellular component: cytoplasm; nucleus.